AUGGAGCCUAGUAAUCUCGAACCUCCAUCAUAUACCUCUGCAGUCACCAAUAAUUCUUGCCAGCUUCAGGUCGGUGCUGGCGGAUUACCGCCACCUCCUUAUGCUGCAACGUUGCCAACCCUUUUCUCUCCGACAGCAGAACGAGAGGAUAUCAUCCAAACAAUACCUCUUCACCUUUUACACGAAUAUGACCACGGCCCAUAUAUCCGGUGGAUCGACUGCCCAUUCUGCUUAAAAGGCACUCCUGUAAGAAGGGCCGUAACCAGGGGUUUUCACAACGGUGUAUUGAAGAUGUGGCUCGGCUGGUCCAUCAUCACAGGAGGCAUCGGGAUGUUUUACCGACCAACUCAUAACGACACGGUCGAUUACUUUUGCGGUGACUGCCAAAACAAGGUGGCAACGAGCCAUCCAGACAAGGGCCCGAUGGAGACGUUUGGACCAGGGGGUCAUAGUCGAACGUUUGAUAGGUAG
Podospora anserina S mat+ is the source of this 471-nucleotide messenger RNA. RefSeq lists its product as uncharacterized. NCBI's taxonomy places the organism in Eukaryota, Fungi, Ascomycota, Sordariomycetes, Sordariales, Podosporaceae. The coding region runs from base 1 to 471 and encodes 156 amino acids. The transcript is spliced from 2 exons. The record is from RefSeq and is a predicted model, not a curated record.